Messenger RNA from Daphnia pulicaria, 8787 nucleotides. Its product is annotated as zinc finger protein castor homolog 1-like. The coding region runs from base 865 to 6318 and encodes 1817 amino acids. Gene Ontology annotation, biological process: positive regulation of transcription by RNA polymerase II; regulation of neuron differentiation. The transcript has 19 exons. NCBI's taxonomy places the organism in Eukaryota, Metazoa, Arthropoda, Branchiopoda, Diplostraca, Daphniidae. Gene Ontology annotation, cellular component: nucleus. The record is from RefSeq and is a predicted model, not a curated record. Gene Ontology annotation, molecular function: RNA polymerase II transcription regulatory region sequence-specific DNA binding; DNA-binding transcription factor activity, RNA polymerase II-specific.
AGUACAUUCCGGACAUCCGUCCAUCUCACUACAGUUCUCCAUCGACGCGCUCAGCUCAAAAUUCGAAAUCAUUUUUUCGAAUUUGAUUGGACUCUUUGAAGUUCUUCGUUUGGAGGGUUUUCCAUUGAAGAAUUUGGGGUGCUGGGCUGCGGCGGUGGCGUGCAGCGCAGUGACGAUCAGAAACUGUGUGUCUGCGGCCGGCAGGUUUUAUUUUUUCGACCCAAAACGCACGGAAAAGUCUCACUCGCUAUCCAGACGCGCACGCUCACGCACGCUGCUGUGCUCUUUUCUCUCUUCUUUUUUCUCUCCUUUUUCUCUCCUUUUUCCCCCCUCUCUUGUUUUAUUUUUCCUUCUCCUUUUUUUCAAAAACAACUAAAUGGUGAGACCGUGAUAUUAUUAUUCGUGUGGCCGCUGCUGCUUGUAUUCUUUCCGUUCGGUUCGUUCGUUCGUUCGUUCUCUGUGGUGCGCUGACAGUCGACAAAAACUCCGGUCGUCACACCGGCCUACUAGUGAAUUUGUGUGAAAAAUCUAUUCGACAUAUGAAAUAAAUUGAAAAAAUCAAAUAAAGUGUCCAAGUGUUAACAUAAAAAAAGUGCUCGGAUUUCGUUUUUUUUUUUCUUCAACGGAUCCUCGUUGAAAUAUUUCUGAAGAAAAAGAAAAAAUUCAACAAAAAUAAGAAGAGAGAAAUAAAAACAGGACCAACCGCAUCGUUAAACGAUCAUUUCCAUAUCCUCCAGGUGAUGGGGGUCAGGUGAUUCAAAGUGACAAAAGGUCUGCUGAACAGAAGAAGGUGCCAAGGUGUUGCGAUUGAUAGCCGAUUCAUUGAUUCAUUCAUUCAAGCAUUCAACCGAGGCGGAUGCAAAUAUGUCUACCAGCUGCACUUCGGCGGCAUUGGCGGCGACGACGUCGGGGUCCAGCGGUCUGGCACGCAACACCACCGGCGGCACUUGCGCCGCCAGCCUCUACGCCUCCAUUGAUCUUCAUUCAGACGAUGCGGAUUUGCGGAGUGGGGAGGAAGUGAGCUGCGAGGAGGAUAAGACGAUAGAAGAGACCAAGGAGUCGCCGAGUCAGCCGAGCUGCUCCAUGAUGACGCCAGUGUUACAUCAUGGAAUGAUGAUGUCAGCCAUGACGGCAGCGACUUCAUCGUCGUCGUCGUCUACUUCGCGACGCAACAAGCGCAAAAACUUCCAGCCGCGCAACAUCAGACCCAACGAGGAGGAGCAGGAGAAUAACGACACAAACAACAGCAGAGAAACAACAACCAACAACAACCCGGCCGCUGAUGCUGACGGAUCAGAUGAUCGUGACGAGUUGGCAAUGCCGUCCGACGGGCCGGCCGCUUGUUGUUCCAUUUCCGAAUCCAAGAUAACCACCAUCUCUUCCGGCCACCGGGAGAGGACGAGAAAAAGCAACAAGAAAUCAAGGGACGCCUACAGCAGCAGCGGCUGUGACGUUGCCGAUCAAUCGAAUCACGUCGCCGCAACGGAGAGUCGCAUCAGUCGAGUCACCAGCGACGACGAUGAAGACGAGUGCAGCAGCAGAAGCAGAAGCAGCAGCCGGAGCAGUCAUAGUCACAACGGCCUCAUCCGCCGGAACAGCAGCAGCAGCAGCAGUCAGGCCAGCAGCCACAACCGGAGCAACACGGCCGUCGAUCUGAGAUUGCGUCCAGCCUUCAACACGGAAGAAGAAGAAGAAGAAGAAGACGAGGAGGAAGAAGAAGAUGGAGAUGAAGUGAACAAUCAAAUGUCCGACGUGUCCAGCCUGGAAAUGAAGACGUGGAUGCUCUUCUGGCAGCAGCAGUCUCAGUCGUGCAACAGCAACGACGGAAAACCGUCUUUUCUUCUCCCGCCUUCCGUGUCGCAUCGGCAGCGGCUGUCCGAUCAGCAGGCCGACUCGGCCGCCAGUGAAACCACCCAGCACGCCGGGAGACGGCAAGUGUCCAGCAAUUAUGCGGAAACGACAAUGCGGGAACUACUCGGAAUUUACGGACUCCAACGCGGUGCUCCCGUCCCAGCAGUCGACUCUCCUUCAGGACACUAUUCGAACGUGCGCGCCGGUUCGCCUCCCGUCGGCUCCUGCCGCCCGGCAGCAGGAGCGGAAGGGCAGGUCAGGACGACCGACUCGGUUCAGGUCGGCACUUUGAGAACCUCGUCGACACCGUCCGUCCAGCAGCCACCCACUCCACCGCACACGCCUAAAACGACUGGCAACAACAACUCGACGACAACCGGUCAAACUGCUCCCAUGCCACUCGGCAGAACCAGCGAUUUGAACGGAGCCAACGAGCCUUCGCUGGCGGCCCUGCAAACGCACAUGCACUCCAUAUUGAGUCACGCCAAAUCGUCGACCUCCAGGCAAUCCAGGGGUUCCGACGAUUCUCCCAAUGCCGAUCAUCGUCACAUGUCGGCCAGUCAACAGAUGGGAGGAGGACCGUACCCGUUCAAAGCGGCCGCUUUCGCCAGUCUCGAUCUCCACGUCCAAGUGGCCAACGACGUCUCUUCUUCGUCAGCCAAAGGCAUUUACAACCAACAGGAACUCCAGCAACUGGCAGCAACUAUCGCAGAGGAGCGACAGAGCACCAAAGGAGCCGGUGGGAACGGAGGAGGCGGCAGCGGCGGAGCCGGGAGCAGCGGAAGCGGCAGCGGCAAAAGCAGCGCGCCCAUCGACUACAGCCGCUACGUCAAGCGCUUCGGCAGUGCGGCAGAGUGCGGCAGUCCCUACUGCAAAGAUCUCAACUACAGGGAACACUUCCACUGCCUGGACUGCCACCCGCGGGUGUUUGUCAAGAAGGAGGAGAUGAUCCGCCACUUCAAGUGGCACAAGAAGCGAGACGAGUCGCUCCAGCACGGAUUCAUGCGCUACUCGCCCGGCGACGACUGCAACGACCGUUACCGCGGAUGCCCCCACAACCGCAAGCAGACCCACUACCACUGCGUCAUGAAUAACUGCGACAAGGUGUACAUUAGCACGUCGGACGUCCAGAUGCACGCCAACUACCACCGCAAAGACUCGGCCAUCAUCCAGGAAGGAUUCCAGCGCUUCCGGGCCACCGAGGACUGCGCCACCGCCCAUUGCGCCUUCAACGGCCAACGCACCACCCACUUCCACUGCCGGCGGCCGCCUUGCAACUACACCUUCAAGAACAAAGCCGACAUGGAGAAACACAAGAGUUACCACGUCAAAGACGAGCAGCUGGCCCGCGACGGCUUCAAAAAGUUCAUGAAGAACGAGGCCUGCCAACUGGACAGCUGCCGCUUCUCGCGCGUCUGCAAUCACAUCCACUGCAUCCGCGACGGAUGCACCUACGUCCUCCACUCCAGCGGACAGCUCUACUCCCACAAGCGCAAGCACGAGCGCCGAGACGCCGAACUGGCCUACCAAGAUGGCGCUUCGACCAGUAACAACAACCUGGCGGCCAUCACUAACACGGACUCGACGGGCAGCAACAGUCCCAACAUCAAUCCCUUGACGACCUUUUCGCCGUUGAAUUCCGGGCUGGCCGGACUGCCAUUGGGCGGCCCGGACGAGGCCCAGCAGCGGAGUCCGAUGGGCUUGUCGGCCGGCGAUCUGUCGCGGCUGAUCAGCGACCCGUCGUUGGCGGCCUUCCUCUACGGCCGCAUGCCGUCGCUGCUCAACCAGCUGGAGAUGGCCCAUCUCCAGCACCGGCAGCGGGCCGAACUGGAGCAGCGACUGCUGGCCAGCGCCGCCGAGGCCCAACAGUUGAAAAACAGCUUGGCGGCCAGCGCUCGCAGCCCGUCGCCCGUCAUGAGCGAGGAAGACGCUUUCCGGCUCUGCCUUGCCAAAAUCGACAGCGGCAAACCCUGCCAGCCGGACUGCCAAAUCUAUCCGCACGAGCACUACCACUGCCGGUCGGACGGAUGCGCCUUAUCCUUCAAGUCGACUGAGGCGGCCAAGGAGCACUGGCGCAAUCACGAGCAGCAGGAGCAAAUCACCGACAAUUAUUACAUCAGUGUCGAAGUCAACGAGCAGCCCAAUCCUUGCCCGUCCAGCUGCCCGUAUCAGACCAAGCAGAGGCACUACCACUGCUGCUGGGACGGUUGCGCCGAGAUCAUCCUGUCGACGGACAAAGCCUUCCGGCGGCUGGAUCACUACAAGAUGCACGAGUACUCGAGACGCGGGCAGCAACCAGCAGCGCCGCCGUCGGCCCCGUCACCUGUCGUCCCUCUGUCCGGCCUGGCUCAUCAAUCGUCAGCAUUUGCCGGCGGUCACGGCAGCAGCAAAGAAAUCACUUUCACGACGGGCAGUCCGUCUUCCACCAGCUUCUCGUUGGACAGCAUGUUCCGGCGGAAGCGAGGACGUCCUCCCAAGAACAGGGUCAUCGAAGUCUGGAACGAAUCCUCGCCGAUGAAUUCCGGAUCAGGUCAGCCGGACACGCCGCAAGCCAUUUUCACCAGUUUCAAAUUGCCAAAGCCGACGACGCCGCCUCUAGUGCCUUAUUCGCCACUCGGUUCGGGACUGUACGGGCCGCCACCUUACGCUCUGACGGGUCCGUCUCACUCGGCCUCGUCUAGCCGGUCCAACAGCAGCGACUGGAAGAGCCAGCGGACGCUGUCGCCCAGCCCAGAGCGUCCGGAAGGCAAACAGACCCGGAAGGGGAUCUUCGGCGUCGACAGAUGCGUCCAGAAGUUGAAUGUUUCACCGUCGUCAAUGGCGACGGCCCUGCCAGCGCCGCUCCGCUCGCCGGAAUCGCCAACCAAGUCGAUGACGGUGGUCAAAGCUGCCGGCACUUUUUACCCGUCGCCCGCUUUCCCCUCCAAGAGCGACGGCGCCCGUCUCAAUCCGCCUCUUCCGUGCCAACCGGCGGCCCUGCCGGCCUCGUCUUCCUCCAACCAGCGGCCGGUUUCUUCACCGACGCCGCUGGCGGUGAUGCAGAGCUCCUCCUUGUCCAGUUCCUCUCUGUCUCCUUCGUCUUCGUCGUCUUCCGUCUCGCCGUCGCCUUUCGCCUCGUCGUCGCCCAACCCGGCGGUUUCCGUUCCGGCCUCUUCCGCCAACACCACCGCCCCGAUGCUGGCCAUCGCCUCCGAGAAGCCCAUGGCCUACGGGCCGGACCAGUCGUGCGGUAGGCCGUUUUGCAAACUCAAGCGCAGAGAACACUACCACUGCGUCGUCUGCAACCAGGCUUUUUCUGAAAUUGAAAAAUUGAAGCCGCACAUGUUGAAGCACUGCACGGGAGCGCUGAGUCCCACGUUGAGUCAAUGGGCCGGCAACGGCGGACACGGUUCCACCGGGCAACUCGAAACGGACAUCGCGGCGACGGCGGCGGCCGCGGUGGCCGCUUCCGGCGCCGACCGCAAUAUCAAGACUGAAGUCGUCAAAGACUUGAGCUCAAACAAGAAAGAAGAAGCGUCGCGAUUGGCCCAGUUCGGCGAUUCGGCCGCUUUGGGAGCCUCUUCGCUAUCGCAUCCGGAUGCCAAUUUGUGCGACUUGGCAUCCAGGUCAUCGGCAGCCCUGCACGCGCUCAGCUUCAUGUCGCCUUUGGGCGGCCACUACGGUCUCAUGCCGACUAACCAGCUCAAUAGCAGUCCGUCGUCUUUCCUUCCGUCCGGAAUCCAUCCACCCAUUUACACUGGAUCAGGUUUACUGUUGAAUCCGAAUCCGGUGGGCGCGUUUGGAAGGGCGGCCAGUCCUGGUAAAGCGGCGGGCGGCUCGAUCCAGGGCAAUAAAAGGCCGUCGUCGUCUCCGGUCGACCACCUGAUGCUCAGUCCGGAAGCGAAAAAGAUGCGCUUCCAGAGCAGCAUGCGACUCCUCAAAGACGAACCCGUUCCCGAUGGUUACGUCCGUUUCAGAUUCAACGAAGAUUGCCAAUACUCACAGUGCGGUUAUCGGGAACACCAGACCCACUUCCACUGUAUGCGUCCUGAUUGCGGUUACAGUUUCUGCGACAAGACUCGAUUCGUACAACAUACUGCCCGUCACGAAAGACUGGACACGCUGAUGGGAGGUGAUUUCCAGCAGUAUCGCGCUAACGUAGCCUGCGGCCGUCCGGGUUGUCUCUACACCGCCAGUCUCGGUACGGUGCAGAAUAAAGCGUCGCACUUUCACUGUCUCAAGUGCGACUUUGUGUGCACGGACACGAACAAAGUGGUGGCCCACCGGCGGCAGCACCAGAAAACCGACUCGAUCCUGGCCGCCGGAUUCGAGAAGUUCACGCCGUCGCAGAACUGCCGCGUCGACGGCUGCCCGCACUCCAACAAGCAGACACACUACCACUGCCUCAAGUGCUGCUUCGCCGUUCUCGGCCUGGCCCAAAUGUCCGCUCACAAGUACCGCCACCUCGAGUCGACGACCGCCUCGUGAGUGGUUUGCACUUGCAGUUGCUGUUGCUGUGCUCACCAUUCGGAUUGGCAAUUUGAUAUGCCAUGGUCCGAUAUUCGUCGAUCCGGCCUCGGCUGCUGCUGAUGCUGCGGUUUCUUUCAGUCGAAAUGAUUUUGGUCGACGAAACAAUUGCCAAACGGUAUCCUAAACAGUAUCUAAUAUUUUUAAGGUUCCCUCGAUAUGACGUAAGAGAGCAUUUCCACAGUAUAGACCAGACAUAUUGUACGUGUCACGAAGAAUGCCAUUUUUCAAAGUUUACGUAAAUUUCUAGUUUAUAUCGUCUCUUAAUUUGAUUGACGCCAUCACCGCGCGUCGCUUGUCAUCCAAUUUUUGUAUCCAAUUUCAAAUCUCAUUCGGGAUUCGCUCCAAAAAACACAAAACCACUCGAAUAUUUUUAAGUCUCUUUUUUUUUCUGUUUGUUUGUUGGGUUUAGUCCUUUUUUUUAAGUUUCGCCAGAAACAAAAGCAAAAAAAAAAAAACCGUUUAUAUAAUAUUAUCCCAUAAGUAUCUGGUCGUGGACAUUGAAUGGCGAUAAAAGACUCGCAGCUAAAUAUAAUGGCUGUAUACAUUAAAUAGUAACCCGCUUCAAUGGCGAAAAUUGGAAACAGGAGGGAAAUAGCGAACACACAAAAAAGAAUUGCGAGAAAAGAGCCUGUUGAUAGAACAAACAAAGUUGUCGAUGACGAUAAAUGUGCGGAAUGUGAUUCCCCCCUCCAGUCGUGGUUUAUAUUAGACGCGAUCCGGCUUUUUCUUUCUUAUCGAUUUCUAUACAGUAUAUCUACUUUGAAAAUUUGCCUCUGAAAUACGCUUCUUUUAAACAAGCUAUAGGGAAGAACAAAACUGUGACGGGACGGACAGUUCAACAAAUUGCGGUGAAACCGUUCGAUAGAUCACCAAGCUUUUUUAUUUACAUAGAUGCUGUGGGUGGACUCGAAAAUGAUGAAAUGUAGAUCAAAAUAGUCUUUCAUGAGUUAUAUUAUAUAACUCAUCGGCAAGUUAAAUGGUAUAUAUGUAUACCACCGCCAAACAGGAUUUUUUAUCUUUUUUUUAUUUUCAGACUAAUCUUUUUUGGCCACAUCAAUGUCCACACAUUUUUUUAAAAUUCUGAUACAACAUAUUUAUUUAUUUUUCAUUAUUUUUCAACAAUUUUCCUAAGAAAAGGGAUAUUCAUACUCAAGUGCCAUAAUGACGUAGACACAAGAAACGAUAAGAUCUUAACUAGCCAAUUUUUAUAAAGUUGAAAUGUGCCAGUAAAUGCGCAAUGGUACCCGCUCCCCCCUCUUCAGCACGCAGUUAUUUUUGAAAAAAAAAAUUCAGUAAUCGAUUAUUAUUUCCCUUGUUUUUUUUUUUCGCCAAAUGAAUGUGCCUGAUUGUAGCUAAAAUGAUAUGUUCGACUUUGCGGAAAGUUGUGAUCCUUUUUUUUAAUUGAAUGUGAAUCGAGAAAAAAAAAACAGGUUGAUCUGUGCCAUCAUGAUACGUAGACCAGGCUCACUCUAUAUAAAUCGUAAAUUGUCAAACACACACGUAAACAAAACAAAAAUGCCCGGUGUCUUAAAAAAACAAAAAAAAAAAAAACAAAAAAAACUGGAAUAUCUAUUUUGUCUAGUUCUCAUCAGUUCAAACGUAAACGUCUCGAAAGAUCUAUUUUGAAAAUACGUGUCUUUUUUUCACCCCUGUUUUGUUUCGUUAUUAUUAAUUGCCAAAAAGAAAUAGGCCGCCACGCGCGCCUCUCUGAUUUGAUAUAUUCGUGUAUGUAUUUUCAAGUGCUUGUAUACCAAUCGCUUACAAGUUGAUGAAUGAUGAUCGCUGUAGUGUUGCGUGUAACGUGUAUUUAUCGGGGAAAAAACAAAAACAAUUCCCGAUAAGCUAAAAAGAGAAAAUUUGACGCCAUUUCAGAAUGGGCUUAAAAAUUGGGUCCCAAGAAUAGUGAAAAAACAUAAGAAAAUCAUUGGGCAUCACUGUAUAUCCUUUAUUACAACAGUAUCCCGGGACCAGACAAAUCGACUACCGUCGUGCCGUUUAACCCCCCCCCCCCCCCAAUCCCUUAUUGGAAACGUGUAAAACCAUAAUUGUCCUCAGCAGUAAAUGAUAUAUAUAGUUAAGUUGUGCGUGCCUUGAAAAAAGAAAAACAGAAAUCGAUUGCCUCGCACAAGUUGGAUAUUGCCACAGCAAUUGGUGUUCUCCUUUUACCCACCUUUUACUCCUUGCCGGAAUAUAGCCACGUUUCUGCGAAUUGGUUGUUUGUUUUUGUUUUUUUGUUUUUUUUUGUUAAAAAAGAAAGAAAAAGACGCGAAAAGACCAUUGUUUUUUUCUUCCUUUGAGAUGUGUCGCUACGUAAACAUUGCCUACUGUCCGAAGCUGAGCGUCGUCGUGAAAGUGCUUUUUGCGCGCACGUAUUUUCAUGUCAAAGCGAAAUACACGGCUUGAGCAUUUGUCUCAUUCAUUAUAUAA